AUGGAAUCUGAACACUCGGAAGAGAAGACGGUCCCACCGACCGCGAAUGCAGACAAGGAGCUGGAAUCAGGCGAUGGCGGCUCUUCAGACGCGCCGUCGGUGUCGCCAGCAAAGGUCCUCCGCAAGAUCGAUAUGCACCUAAUGGCCCCCCUAUGGGUUGUGUUCGUCUUUGGCUUCCUGGACCGAAUCAACCUAGGAAACGUCGCCGUUCUGGGUAUCAUACAGGAGCUCAACCUCCAAGGCAACGCGUUCAACAUUGCACUGCAAGUGUUCUUCGUGCCGUAUAUCCUGCUGGAUAUCCCGAGCAACAUCAUCUUGAAAAACUUCACGCCCUCGACCUGGAUCAGCCUUUUGACUUUUAUGUGGGGCGUCGCAUCCAUGUGCCAGGGGUUUGUGAAAAAUAACGCCGGCUUGAUUGCCUGCCGGUUCUUCAUCGGCGUUUUCGAGGCCGGCUUUGUCCCCGGCUGUGCCUAUCUCAUGGCAAUGUACUAUAAGCGCCACGAGUUCCAGAAGCGAUUCUCCCUGUUCUGGGUUGCCGGGCUGGUGGCUGGGGCUUUUGGUGGUCUUCUCGCAUACGCACUCGACCACAUGGGCGGCCUGGGGGGGUAUACGGGCUGGCGUUGGAUCUUCAUCAUCGAGGGACUGCUGUCUAUCGUGCUCGCGGUACCAGCCAAGUUCCUCAUCGCUGACUGGCCAGAGCAAGCAAAAUUCCUGACCGAGGAGGAGAAGCGCUAUGUGCAAACACGUAGCUCUCAGGACGUUGGUGGCGGCGCGCGCAUGGAUCGCCUCGAUGGUCAAGCGUGGAAGCGGAUCAUGAGUGACUGGAAGAUCUACGUCGGGAGUCUGAUUUAUAUCGGCAUCACCGUCUCCGGCUAUGCCACUGCCCUCUUUAUCCCGUCCAUCGUGAACUCGCUCGGAUACUCUGGGAUCGAGAGUCAAAUUCAUAGCAUCCCGAUCUGGAUCGUCGCCGCAGUGGUUACCAUGAUGGUCUCGUAUCUCACUGACCGCUUAAAGCACCGGUUUGGGUUCGUCGUGUUUGGCGUCGUCUUCGCCAGCAUCGGAUACAUCAUCCUCCUGUGCCAGGGGCCUCCGGACGCCGGCCUACCGCCCCGUGUUCGUUACAUGGCGGUCUUCUUCGUCACCACCGGCACGUAUAUCGUUCAGCCGGUCACCAUUGUCUGGAUGGCGAACAACCUCGGCGGGCACUACAAACGCGCCAUUGGCCUCGCGAUUCAGGUCGGCUUUGGGAACAUUGGAGGCAUCAUUGCAAGUAACAUCUUUGUCCGGACGGAUGCACCGCGGUACUUUGUCGGGUACGGUGUGGCGCUAGGCAUGAUGAUUUUCUGCGGAUUCAUGAGUCUCGUCUUUGCGGUUGGACUGGUGAGGGAGAAUAGGCUGAGGGCAGAAGGGAAGCGUGAUGAUAGACUGCAGCUUGAUGAGAGCAUCUUGGGCAACAUGGGCGAUGACGACCCGCGAUUCCGCUUCUCGCUUUAG
Messenger RNA from Uncinocarpus reesii 1704, 1494 nucleotides. RefSeq lists its product as uncharacterized. Gene Ontology annotation, molecular function: transmembrane transporter activity. Lineage: Eukaryota; Fungi; Ascomycota; Eurotiomycetes; Onygenales; Onygenaceae. The record is from RefSeq and is a predicted model, not a curated record. Gene Ontology annotation, cellular component: membrane. Gene Ontology annotation, biological process: transmembrane transport. The coding region runs from base 1 to 1494 and encodes 497 amino acids. The transcript is spliced from 2 exons.